Molecule: messenger RNA, 2630 nt
Organism: Nelumbo nucifera (sacred lotus)
Lineage: Eukaryota; Viridiplantae; Streptophyta; Magnoliopsida; Proteales; Nelumbonaceae
Product: ATP binding microtubule motor family protein
Biological process (GO): mitotic spindle organization; microtubule-based movement; spindle elongation
Cellular component (GO): microtubule associated complex
Molecular function (GO): microtubule binding; microtubule motor activity; ATP binding
Source: RefSeq, a predicted model, not a curated record
ACGACGGCUUCUUAACGGUUAAAACUUUCAAAAUCAAAUUCUCUCACCUUUGUCUAGCCUAUUCUUCCUGCAAUUCGAAAUCUUACAAGUUUCUACUCUCAUGGCAACGCAAACAGAAACAUUAAACACCCCCAAGAGGGCUAGGUUUGAGGUAUCUUCAAAAUACUUACAUUGCAAUUUGGUGACCAAAGUCAGGGUGAUUGUAAGGGUGCGCCCAUUUCUCCUUUCUGAAAUAGAAUCCAAGGGAGGAAACCCCAUACCAUGUGUCUCAGUUGUCAGCCCAGAGAACGGAUCUGACCAAGAAGUCUCUGUUUAUCUCAAAGACUAUGAGACCAGUCGAAACGAAUGUUACAAGUUAGAUUCGUUCUACGGUCAGGAGAACGACAAUGUGAGUCAGAUAUUUCAGAAAGAGGUUAGUCCUUUGAUUCCAGGGAUCUUUGAUGGUCGCAAUGCUACUAUUUUUGCUUAUGGAGCUACAGGCAGCGGAAAGACCUUCACGAUGCAGGGCACUGAUGAGCUGCCUGGUCUCAUGCCACUCACAAUGUCAGAAGUCCUGUCCCUUUGCGAGAGGACAGGAUGUUCAGCAGAGAUUUCCUACUAUGAAGUCUAUUUGGACAGGUGCCAUGAUCUCUUAGAACCCAAAGUAAAAGAAAUUUCGGUGUUGGAAGACAAGGAUGGACAGGUUCAACUUAGGGGGCUCUCUCGGGUCCCUGUGGCUUCCAUGUCCAACUUCCACCAGAUCUUUUCUUCUGGGGUUCAAAGGCGCAAAGUUGCACAUACAAGUCUGAAUGACGUCUCUAGUAGAAGCCACGGGGUGCUUGUGAUUCUUGUUUCAACCCCAUCUGGUGAUGGUUCUGGAAAUGUUGUCAAAGGAAAGCUGAACCUCAUAGACCUAGCAGGUAAUGAAGACAACAGAAAGACCUGCAAUGAAGGAAUUCGUCUGCAAGAGAGUGCAAAAAUCAACCAGUCUUUGUUUGCUUUGUCCAAUGUGAUCUAUGCUCUUAAUAACAACAAAGCCAGAGUGCCUUACCGAGAAAGUAAACUGACCCGGAUAUUACAGGAUUCUCUUGGUGGAAAGAGUCGUUCCUUAAUGGUCGCUUGUCUCAAUCCAGGGGAAUACCAAGAAUCAGUUAACACAGUCAGCUUAGCUGCACGGUCACGCCAGAUUUCAAAUUAUGUCCCUUCAGCUCAAAAACAAAAUACACCAAACGUGAAAAUUGACAUGGAGGCAAAACUACGUGCUUGGCUUGAAUCAAAGGGCAAGACAAAGAACACACAGAGAAGUGGAGCCUUUGCUUCUCCUCUUUUAAGCAAAACUCCCAAUUCUUUGAGCUCUGUAAAGAAGCCCAGUUUACACCAGAGCUCUGCAAAAGCCAAGCCAACUGACAAUCAAGGUUUAUCUAAUGCAAAAGAGCGGAAUCCAGCUGCUGGAGCAGAAGCUUCUUUAAUGGAGGUAAAGGAAAAGAUACUUCACAAGAUGAAUGAUUCUAACUUGUUCAGUGUUACGAAGGAUGAUGGAUCAACAAUUGCCAUGGAUGACAGCUCUAAAGACUGCUCGAUUGGUCCGCUGCAUGCUGAUAUUCAGUAUAAUAUAAAUAACCAAGGAGUUAAGGAUCAUAUAGAAAACAAUGAUACAGAUUCUGGAAAGACUAGCAGUCUCAAGUCAGAAACUUAUCAUCCUGGUGGAUGUUUGAGCGAGGGGAAGACAACCAUCCCAUGUAACAACUCUGUAGGAUCACCAUUAAUUGAUGAAUCUUUUCACAAGGAGUACAAGACAACCAUUCUUAGUGAAUCUCUGGAGUCAAUACCAGUAAGUCAGAGGAUUAGAGCACUGCAAAAUUCUCUAAGAAAAGUUCUUUCCCCCAUUCACUCCAAUAUAAAAGCAAAUACCAUAGAAAAUCUUUCAUCCAAAGACCGGAUAUGUUUCGUUCUUUUUGAGCCAGAGACUCCAAAAACACCACUUGACAGCAGUCAACUGACAGUCACUCCGCUUGACAAGUUCAAUACACAGAGUGCCAACUUGAAGGCUUCUCUAGUUGAAGAAUAUCUUGCAUUCUUGAAUUCGGCAACCAGAGAGGAGCUACAGAGGUUAAAGGGGAUUGGGCAGAAGAGAGCAGGUUACAUACUCCAGCUUAGAGAAACCAGCCCUUUAAAAUCGCUAUGUGAUUUGGAGAAGAUAGGCCUUUCUUCCAAACAGGUCCAUGACAUGUUUCGAAAAGCUGCAAGAGGAAUUUUUGACUGAACCGGAUGAUUCCACGUAUAUUCGUUAGUUGGUAAAGCAACUUAAGUGAGUUGCCAUGUAGACAUUGUUGGGCCUCCCUGGAGUGGUGCUCUUGACGGAACAGGAAGGAUUUGGUUUGGCAUUGAGCUCAGUGAUGCUGUCUGAGCUAUUGAUUUGCGUUUUAGAUUGGAUAGAAUUUAAUUUGGCAUUGAGCUCUUGAUAUGUACAAUUGUAAUAUUGCAAUAUUUUUAACUGCAGUGUUUACUUUUUUAUUUCGCUUUUCUGAUGGGAGAUUGUCAUCCCCAGUUGUAAAACGCCUAUAAUGCCUUUCCCGGUUUUCUCAAAUGUAGUAAAUAGUGUAACUAGCUUAUUGGCAUCAAUAGGAGGAAGUAUCCAGCGAUUUGAACAA